Molecule: messenger RNA, 1351 nt
Organism: Lolium rigidum
Lineage: Eukaryota; Viridiplantae; Streptophyta; Magnoliopsida; Poales; Poaceae
Product: transcription factor bHLH18-like
Exons: 4
Coding region: 17-1075 (352 amino acids)
Molecular function (GO): protein dimerization activity
Source: RefSeq, a predicted model, not a curated record
CGGACAGCUAGGGCACAUGCUUUUCACUGAUUCGUUCUUCGUACCUAGUCCCCGCAAUCGUCUUCAGGGAUCUGUCCUCUCGUCAGGAGCCGCUAUGGACGACUCAAGCAUGUUCAUGGAGUGGGCCAUGGAGACGCUGCAGCACGAGUACCCGGCGGCCGAUGCCUACGCCGUCGACGACGACCCAUUCCCGACAUUGCAAGAUCUCCACUGCCCAGAGCUACAGAACGGCACGGCCCCUGCAGCCCCAGAUGGCCACCGACUCCUCGCCACGGACAGCUGGAGCUCAGGCGACAGCGGCCGUGAGAACACGCCAAGAGGCGCGGUCGUGGAGAACGACGGCGGGUCGUCCAACCGUAGCGUCGGUAGCACAACCUACCCACCCGUGGGCUGGAACUUGACCUCCACCAUGCCGCAGCCGAGCAUUCACGAUGAGAUCACGCCCACCGCACACUCACCAGCGCAUGACGUGCCUCUGCCGGCGCAAAGGCCGCCGGCGUCAAGGAAACGCUCCUUGAAGAGCGCCGCCAGUACGGAGACGGGGCAGACGUCCUCGCCGGAGCCGUGCGUGCAGGAACACGUCAUGGCUGAGAGGAAGCGCCGCGAGAAGAUCAACCGCCGCUUCAUCGAGCUCUCCACUGUCAUCCCCGGCCUCAAGAAGAUGGACAAGGCGACGAUCCUGUGCGACGCUGUGAGGUACGUCAAGGAGCAGCAGGAGAAGCUCAAGGAGCUCGAGGACCGCAACGUGAGGAGCGUCGACUCGGUUGUGCUUGUCAAGAGGCCCUGCAUCGCCACCAAAUCGGAUGGCACGGCGACGAACGGGAACUCGCUGCCGGAGAUCGAGGCGAGGAUCUCGGAGAGCACCGUCAUGGUGAAGAUCCAUUGUGAAGACGGCAAGGGGGUGCUUGUCAAGUUGCUCGCCGAGGUCGAGGGGCUUCACCUCAGCAUCACGCACACCAAUGUCAUCCCCUUCCCAUCUUGCACUGUGAACAUAACCAUCAUGGCAAAGGUGGAAGAGGGGUUCAACAACGCACCGGAGGAAAUUGUAUCGAAGCUUCACGCAGCGUUGCACUGAUGUCAUAGCUGAUCAUAAUAAUUAUGAUAUGGCCAGAUCAAUAAAACAUGGAGACAUCGAGACCGAAGAAGCAACAAUCAGUUGGCCCCUUAAGUUCCAAAAUAAGAAGCGGAAUAAAUUCAUGUGUGAGACUGUGUUUUUUCUAUGCUAUAAUAAGUUCACGUUUUAGUUUGUCGAAUAAAUCCACGUUUUAGUUUGUCGAAUAAAUUCACGUUUUUGUAGUAUAAUUAUCUGUACUUGCUGUGAUUAGACGGGCCAAUUAAUGAACCAUCUCUC